AGCGCCUGGAGCUGACUCUGCAGGACUGUCCUUCUUCAGUCCUUUCUCGAGAUGCUGGUCGCUGGAUGCCUGCUCGUGUCUGCCCUGGCCUUGGGGACACCGUUAUCCCUGCACCAGACUCCACCGGUCCUGUUUGCUGAAGUCGGCGGCACUGCAGAGAUCCACUGCUCUCCUGGAGAACCAGUGGAGGGAGGGAAAGGCAAAUAUUACUGGUACCUGAGAAGGGAAGGGAAGGCACCCACCUGUGUCAGGAAAUGCCAGGAAGACAAGAACAAAAGCAGGUUUGCCUGCAAGCUUGACAGACACGGCCUGACCCUGGAAAUCUCCAGCAUCCAGCACAACGACUCUGGUGUUUACUACUGUGCCAUUAGGUGGGGCUUUUACCUGACUUUCGGCAAAGGAUCCAGGCUGAUAGUUGGAGACAGUUACACCCCCAGUGCCUCCGUGCUGCUUCUCGCUGCGUCUCCCCAGGGGACCGAUCUCUCGGGGAUGGCUGAUCUGGCCUGUCUGGUCCGUGGUGUCUCCAACCCAGUGCACAUUGCCUGGACUAUUUCUGAGGCUUCUCAGGAACAGCAGCUGACCCGGUCAGUGAAGGGAAAGGACGGAGCCUUAAUGCUCAUUAAUCACAUCAGCAUCCCCGUGGCCACCUGGGCCAGCGCUGCGGCUGUCACCUGUGAGGUCCGGUUCAACUCCUCCGGCAGCAGUGUUCAGAGAAGCGCCUGGUUCAGGAAACGCUCCAUUCACAAGUGCAUCCCUGCCAUCGGUGCCCUGGCUGCAUUGGGAGCUCUUACUCUGCUGGUGAUACCUGUGAGCUGGCUCUGCCUUCGCCGCUCAGGAUGUCGAGGUUUUCGGCCCCAGAGCUCGGCCCCUCCAGGCCCCACGGAGACGCAGGACGGCAUCCUCUAUGCCCAGCUGGACCUCGAUUCAGGAAGACGUGGCCACCGCAAGCAGUAGCAGCCGGCAAAAAAGACAGCGAGUGGGUGGAUCACAAAUGGCUUAGUACGGUGGGAUCUGAGUGCGGAUGUUUGCUCAUGUUUUGAAUGGGAUUGAGCAGCCUGGGAGGUUUGCAGGACUGAGCUGCAAUUGGGUUCUGCACCGAGGCUGUGACAUGCAUAGAAAACCCGGUUUAGUUCAAUAACUCCCCCUGGAGAUGCUACUUUAUUGUCCUGUAAUGAGCUGGGUGUGAGGCUGGCUAAUUGGAUGGUGUUUAUAGCAUUUCCAACCCCAGCCAGAUGCACAAAUGCUUUUUCAACUUGAGGAACAUGAACCCCUCUCACAGCACUGUCAUUGCUGUGGCUAAUUGUAUUUAAAUGGGAGAAGAAAUGACAGCAUGUGCCCAGCUGCUCUCAAUUGUCCUAACUCCAUCUACAUCAGCCAGGAUUUGGCCCUGAGUCUGAAAAUACCUUCAGUCACCAUCAUGUUGUAUCUCUAAGCCUCCUCAUGGCCUUUCCAUGUCGUGACGCGUUACAUAUUGUAUGUGCACAUUAAACUGUUACCUAGACCUGC
Messenger RNA from Alligator mississippiensis (American alligator), 1506 nucleotides. RefSeq lists its product as uncharacterized. Lineage: Eukaryota; Metazoa; Chordata; Crocodylia; Alligatoridae. The transcript is spliced from 6 exons. The record is from RefSeq and is a predicted model, not a curated record. Bases 52 to 954 code for a protein of 300 amino acids.